AAAGCCCAACACAUUUGUCACGCUUCCUCCUCUCUUACGUUCUGAAAAACGUCCCUCUUUUCUUUUCAACUUCUCUCAACCAUUUUCUCCGCCUAAUCCAGAGAUGAAAGAAAGAUGAUGAUCUCUCCUCCCUUUCUUAGCUGUUAAAACUCCUUGCUUCCGUUUGCUCAGUUCAGUUUUUUCGCCGUCUAAUUUUCUUUGAGACAUUUCAUCAAACAUCUUACAUACACUCGUGAUUGUAAGGAUAAAAUAUCUAAAUAUUGAAAGAAGUUAUUGAGCUUUACUAUAUGGAACAUUGAGUUCAUUCCUAACAGAAGCUAGCAGACAAUACCCAUUUGAGCAAAUCAAACUAUUCUCCAAUUAGUCUGGUACUUGUAGUGGUGGCGGUGUCCAAUUUAAUUUUGAAGCUAGAAAGGAACACAAAAGAUAUAUAAUUCAAGCUCCGGUACGGUAGCUAGCCCCUGCAGCUGCAGCUGCAUUGAUGGAGAAAGAGGUGAACGAAAGUCGAAAGGGCCGAAAGGCUGGUGGUGGUGCGUGGGUUGAGAGAGAGCGAAGGAAGAAGAUGAAGGAUAUGUUCUCUUCCCUUCAUGCCUUGCUUCCUCAGCUUCCAGCUAAGGCUGAUCAUUGUACCAUUGUUGAUGAGGCAGUGAGAUAUAUCAAAUCCCUCGAGCACACUCUACAAACAGCGCAAAAGCAAAGGCUUGCUAAAUUGCGGAGUAGCGCUUCUUCAUCCAUUAUUACAUCGAAAACAGAAGCUAGGAGUGAUGCUGGUGUUACAAGAAAAGCGUUUUUAGCUGAUCAUUUUCAGGAGGAGGAGGAGGAUCGACCAUCAAAGAAGUUGGCUUACGGAAACAAUCCAUCACCUACUUCUCUUGAUUCUCAGCAGGCCAGCUGCUUCAAGACGUGGUUUUCCCCUAAUAUUGUGGUGAACAUAUGCGGCAAUGAGGCUCACGUAAGUGUUUGUUCGCCAAGAAGGCCAGGGCUCCUCAGUACCGUCUUCUACAUACUAGAAAAGCAUAAACUGGAUGUUAUAUCUGCUCACAUUUCCUCGGAUCAGCAUCGUUGUAUGUACAUGAUCCACGCUCAUUAUGCUGGUGGAGCUUGUGAUGAUACUCUUCCAGCUGGGGCGUUAUCAGUAGAGGACACUUUCAAUCUAGCAGCAGGUGAACUGAACCUGUGCCUCUUUUCAUCUUGAUUCAUAUACUCGUAUCAUUACGAGGAAAAAUUUCGAACUUUACCGCAAGUCUUUUGAGUUGAAAUCACACAUGGGAUAGUUUGAGUUAAGGCCAGAAACUGAUGGUGCCACAGUCACAUGGCUAGUAAAGGCAAUACAGCUAGUACUGAAACUAACAAGUUUGCUUCUAUCAAACCACAUGAUGUGCACCUCAUUUACUUCCCAACCUGAUGUUGUCUUUCAGCAAUUGUGCAUGAAAAAUGUUGAUGCUAACACUGACCCUAAACAGACCAUGACAACAAACCACCACAGUUUUUUAUUUUUCUUUUUUGCUAAUGUCUUUUUUCUGUAAUUAAUAAAAAUGAGAAGCAAACCAACAGGUUUGCGACAGCAAUGCCAGCUGCCAACCAGAGUCCACCUAAACAAAUGGCCAAUGGUGGGGGCCCAAAAUGACGGCCCAUUUCGAUGUGAAUGAUUAAACUCGUGCAGAACAUCGGAAACCAAUUGUUACAAAAAGUUUUAACUUAAUCCACCUCGUUUGGAUUAAUGAUUAUCAUAAUCAUUAAUCAACUUGAUGACCUGUCCCAUGCCCACGGAAUUUCUUAUUUUUCCUCUCUUAAAACUAACUAGAGCAUCUUGAAACUAGUCAGCACCCAUAUCCAAAGGGAAUACCCAAUAAGUCAAUACGCUAAGUAAUCGUGAUUA
This is a messenger RNA of Rosa rugosa (rugosa rose), 1879 nucleotides long. RefSeq names its product transcription factor bHLH95-like. Gene Ontology annotation, biological process: endosperm development; regulation of DNA-templated transcription. The record is from RefSeq and is a predicted model, not a curated record. Lineage: Eukaryota; Viridiplantae; Streptophyta; Magnoliopsida; Rosales; Rosaceae. Bases 482 to 1195 code for a protein of 237 amino acids. Gene Ontology annotation, molecular function: protein dimerization activity; DNA-binding transcription factor activity. The transcript is spliced from 3 exons.